Halichondria panicea is the source of this 2940-nucleotide messenger RNA. RefSeq lists its product as uncharacterized. The transcript has a single exon. The coding region runs from base 636 to 2684 and encodes 682 amino acids. Lineage: Eukaryota; Metazoa; Porifera; Demospongiae; Suberitida; Halichondriidae. The record is from RefSeq and is a predicted model, not a curated record.
UUAAGGCUUUUUCUCACGCUCACAUCCAAAUCAAGUCAAACUCAGCCCAAAAAAGUGGAGGUGGAGUGUAUCUACAACAAAGUUCCAAGAUAUAUAUUCUGAAACAAGACGUGGAGCUAGAAUUUGGUAAAACGUUGGUCAAGCUAAAAAUCCACAAUAACAAGGCUCAAUAUGGAGGGGGGAUAUUUGUGGCAGACAGUACUGAGAGUGGUGUGUGUAGAGGAGAGGAUGUAACUACUGCACGAGAUCUGACACAAACAGAGUGCUUCAUUCAAACUCUAGAUCUUCAUGGUCUUGAUAGCAAUUUUAUUAAGAAUUUGUUAACUUUGGUCCGAACUUUCUUGUUUGUUAAUGAAGAAGUUAAGUGUUUGAACAGUGCAUCAAUCAAUUAUUGCAACACUUUUUUGACUAACAACACAGCUUCCCAGUCAGGAGCAGAUAUUUACGGAGGUCUGUUUGACAGGUGUACGGUGGAUGUAUCAGCCGAACUCUCUUCAUCAGACAAUGGAUUUGAGUACUUGAACAAUACUGUGCGCUUUUCAUCAAUAGCUUCGAAGGCUGUCAGAGUGAAGUUGUGUAACAUCACCAAGCAAACCAUUUCUGUUAGAAAAGGACAAAAGUUCACAAUAAGUGUUAUGGCUGUAGACCAAGCUGGAAAUCCAAUGAAUAAUGCCAUAAUUCGUAGUUCUGUUAUAACUGAGAGCAGUAGAGUUGAUCGUCUCAAAGAAGGACAAGCACAACAAGAAGUUGGCAAUCAGUGCACAGAAUUAGAGUACAAUGUAUUCUCACAAAACAGUUCUGCUCAAGUGGAGCUCUAUGCUGAUGGCCCAUGCACCAAUUUGGGAAUUUCAAGACAAAUUCUAAACAUCUCUUUUCAAAAGUGUGAUUGCCCUAUUGGACUUAAGCCAAUUCCGUCCACAAUUGAGUGCAAGUGUGACUGUGAUCCAGUCCUGCAACAAGAAUAUCAGAUAACAAACUGUUCUGAAGAAAAUAGGACCAUAAAGCUGGAAAGUAAUAACAACAUAUGGAUAGGAGUGACUAAUACAACCAACGGAACAGGAUAUGUUGUUAGCAACUGUACAUUUGACUAUUGUGUACUAAAACCAGUCAACAUCAGUUUAAGUAACCCUGACGAACAGUGUGCCUACAAUCGAAGUGGUGUCUUGUGUGGAGAAUGUGAACCAGGACUGAGUCUUGUGUUAGGUACGUCAAGAUGUGAACUAUGCUCAAACACUUACCUUCUCCUGCUACUCCCGUUUUCCCUGGCAGGCAUAGUACUAGUUGCAUUCAUUCUCGUUUUCAACAUUACCGUAGCAACAGGUACUAUCCAUGGGCUGAUCUUCUACACCAAUAUCUUAGCAGUAAAUCAGUCGAUUUUCAUACCUUUUCGUAACGCUUUGACAGUUUUCAUAUCGUGGGUAAAUCUUGACUUGGGUAUUGAGACAUGCUUUUAUGAUGGAAUGACCUCUCAAGUGAAAGUGCUUCUUCAACUUCUUUUUCCCACUUACCUGUUUCUUCUGAUGUUCUUAAUAAUCAUUUUAAGCAAGUACUUUGACUUUUUUGCAAAGCUCCUCUCCAACAGGAACCCAGUUGCUGCCCUAGGCACACUCGUCCUACUCUCUUAUUCCAAACUCUUACGGUUUAUCAUUGCUGCAUUGCAAUACAGGGUCUUGGAUUAUCCUGAUGGUUCAACCAAUGAAUUGGAUUUUCCUAGCAAGUCAAGUGAUAUAGUUUGGCUGUAUGACGGCAAUGUGCAAUAUUUCACUUCCGAUCACAUCCCUCGAUUUGUUUUUGCCGCCAUAAUCCUAACCGGUGGUGUAUUGUUCACUGUGGUGCUCUUCUUUGGACAAUGGUUUUCUCGCUGUUCAAAAUGGAAACUCAUGAAAUGGACUACGAAUGUGAAGUACAUUGGCUUCAUGGAUGCGUACCAUGCUCCAUUCACUCCCAAGCAUCGCUAUUGGGUGGGACUGCUCCUUUUGGCUCUGAUUGCUCAUAUUCUAGUAGCUGCCAUGGCUUUGGACACUUCUCUCCCUAUUCUAUCAUGUGGGAUUCUAUCAGUUGGACUGAUCAGCUGGAAAUUACUGAACAAUCCUUUGUACAAAAACAAAUUCUGUGAUUCCCUAGAAACUCUCUAUCUACUCAACGUUGCUCUUAUUGCAUUUGGCACCUUCUAUGUCAAAGACACCAAGAGCAGUCAGUCAGCACUAUCCAUUACUUCGAUGGCUUUAUCAUUUAUCAUCUUCGUGAUAACACUCUGCUACCACUUUUACCAAUUCGUACUCAAGAAAAGUAAUACAUGGCUAAAGAUAGAGGACACAAUAAGGAACUUACGAGCUGGUGCUGCAGAUAUGAGACUCCUACAAGCUAACAAUGGCCGACAAAUGUAUCAGCUGGUAGCCGAUGAAAACGAUGACGAUAAAUUACUCGAAGCAGAAUACCAUGAGCAAAGGAAUCUCGUGGACCCACCUUACACUGAUGGAGUAAUGGAAGAAGCUGACUCUGAUCGCUAUAUCACUCCUCCCAUCAUCAGACCAGCCACGAGGCCGGACCAGCUGAGAGAGCCUGCCCUGGACGUCCUGGCCCCCCUCACCACAGAGGACUACAGACCAGCCCCUCCCCCUCCACAAGUCAAAUGUCCUACCGUUGUUACACACACAGAAAUUGGUCCCAUACAUAGAUCAUGAAGUCUGAACCGUCAUUUAUUCAACUGAUGUACAUAAAAUUAAUUAGAUGUGUAAUAGUGUUCUGUAUAGAAUGAGUCGAUUAUUCUGAUUCCAUUGUUUUACUCAGAAGCAGAAACAAAAAAACUAUGAUUAACUUGUGCUGCUAUUAUGAUUUGUGCUGUAAUUGUAGAUCCUAAUUAAUGUUAAAUUACGUAUAUCGACCACAUUAAACUUCCAAUUGCAAAUGAUAUGGCCAAUAGACAAAUAGUGUCUUGGG